This is a messenger RNA of Saccostrea echinata, 7963 nucleotides long. Its product is annotated as protein phosphatase 1 regulatory subunit 12A-like. Lineage: Eukaryota; Metazoa; Mollusca; Bivalvia; Ostreida; Ostreidae. The transcript has 27 exons. The record is from RefSeq and is a predicted model, not a curated record. Gene Ontology annotation, biological process: signal transduction. Gene Ontology annotation, cellular component: cytoplasm. Gene Ontology annotation, molecular function: enzyme inhibitor activity; phosphatase regulator activity; protein kinase binding. Bases 1 to 3339 code for a protein of 1112 amino acids.
AUGGCGGACGACUUGAAGCAGACAAGUGCCUUACUCAAAAGGCACGAACAAUUAAAGCGCUGGGGUGAAUCGGAAACAAAUAAGGCUGCAGAUACACCGAGAGACAAACCUAGAAAAGUUAAAUUUCAAGACGGAUGUGUAUUUUUAGCUGCAUGUUCAAGUGGAGACACCGAAGAAGUUGCAAGGCUCCUGAGAAGAGGGGCAGAUAUAAACACUGCCAAUGUGGACGGUUUAACAGCCUUACAUCAGGCAUGUAUAGAUGACAAUCAGUCUAUGGUGGAAUUUUUGGUGGAAAAUGGAGCUGAUGUGGAUGUAUGUGAUAACGAAGGGUGGACUCCACUUCAUGCGACAGCGUCAUGUGGAUUUACGGAAAUCGCCAGAUAUCUUCUGGAACAAAAGGCUAACGUAGCUGCAGUAAAUAAUGAUGGGGAUCUCGCCAUUGACAUCUGUGAGGACAAAGAGAUGAGGAAGAUUCUCCAAGAAGAGAUGGACAAUCAGGGAGUGGAUGCAGAUGUAGCCAGGUCUGAGGAAGAAAACCAGAUGUUACAAGACGCCAAUAAAUGGCUGAACAACAAAUCUGUCAAGGAGAAGAAACACCCCAAAACAGGGGCCACUGCCCUCCACGUGGCAGCCGCCAAGGGUUACAUGAAGGUCAUCAAUAUCUUGCUGAAGGCAGGGGCUGACGUGAACUCUCAGGAUUAUGAUGGAUGGACCCCCCUCCACGCUGCUGCCCAUUGGGCACAGGAAGAGGCAUGUAAAGUUCUGGUGGACCACAUGUGUGACAUGCAGAUCAAAAACAAUGCUGGACAGACAGCGUAUGAUGUAGCAGACUCAGAUAUACUCAAACUUUUAGAGGAACUCGAGAAGAAGCAGGAAUCUAAAAAAGACCUAAAGGACUCCCAAAAUGAAGUGAUACCCACGCGGUCCCACCACCAGAAGAGAAGCCGGAGUGAUUCCACAAGGAGCUCCGUGACUCGGAUGAGUGUGGACCAGAAACAUAAUGUGAACGUAAAAACCGUGGAACAAGAACGCGCCGCUUUAGAAGCAGCUCUUCAGUCACCGACAGAGGAGGAAGAAAAGGUCAUCAAGAGUAGCUCCAGUUCCGCGAGUGAAGAAGAGAGCUCAGAGGAGUCCGAAAUAAGCUUGAAAACAGAACCAGCUCCGAAAUCUGAAACAGAAAAACAAAAUGAACUUAAUAGAUUGUCAUCGAAUCAAUUGCCUCGAGAGAGAGACAAGCCCCCAAUCACAACAGUGGUGGAGACCAAAGAUGCCCCCAAAAUUGAUGAAAAGGGGGAGACAACUCAUGUAACCAUCAAGGACAAGAUAAACGAGGACGCCGUGAUGCAGAAUAAAGAGGAAACACCCACCAUCGAAAAAAUAGGAGAUUCUCUGAAGGACACACGCUCCAAGCUUAGGUUGAGACUGAAGGAGAUAGCUAAGGAAACGGAAGAGAAAGAAGUCUCUGACAGCAAGCCAGAAAAGUCAGACUCCACAGAGAAGGAGGAGGGGCCACGUACAGGGGUGGAGGAGAAGGGGCCACCUACGGGGGUGGAGGAGAAAGGGCCACCUACGGGGGUGGAGGAGGGGCAGCGAUCGAGGGUGAGUGAUCAGAUCAGUCUGACUCGCUCGCUGAGCAUGCCUGCUCAAUACCGAUCCGAGGUGCCCAUUAUCUCCCUUCAGAAACCAGGAGAAGAUAACUCCUCUACUGCUCCUCUCCGAGAGACGCCACCGUGGCGGGCCGGCUUACGUAAAACAGGAAGUACCAGCAUGGUGAACGACACAAUCAACGAAAAUGACAAGACUAACCUGCCACGCUCUGCCUCUAGUCCCCGCCUGAACAAUAACAAUAGAUCUGAGAGCGAUAAGUCCAAUACAACUCGACCAUUCCUGAUAACCAGCACCAUAUCAGAAAACCAAGAGAAUAAAGUCCCAGAUAGAUUUGGCUCUUCCUCUGUUAGUACCACUUCCUCCACUUCCACAACCUUGACCUCAACAUCGUCAUUGAGAGGCUUGAAUCCAUACAGAAGUUUUUCCGCAUACAAACGCUUGGAAGACCGAAUGGAGGAUUAUCGAUCAUCACUGCCAGCACGGAUAAACCAGCAACCUGCAACCACUGCCUCGUCAGCUCUGACCCCCAGUGCUACCGUGACAACUGUUGGCUUGACAACAGGAACCACAACUUCUAUAUCUUCAUCAACAAUAUCUUCCCCUUACUCCAAUUAUCAGUUUGCGAGGCCCUAUGGUAUACCAAAACGUGACGAGGAGGCAGAAACUCAAAGAAAAGCUCGUGCCAAGAGAGCCCGAGAGACGAGACGGUCAACACAGGGGGUAACUAGGGAAGACAUUCAGAAAGCAGAGGAGGUGCUUAGCGGGACAUCCCGUACUGAGACGGACAAGAGACUGGCCGCGCCGGAGGUCACAGAUAAAUCUGUAAAUAAAGAGAGCGAAAGCUCAACCACUAGUGCUUCAUCUCUCAGUGAGAGAGUUACCUCAGAAAACGACUCCGUAACGUUACGACGGAACAGGGAGGAUGAACCAAGAAGUAACAGCUUUCGGAGGUCUCGAGACUCCAAAGAUAUUACAGAUUCUUAUACUCCAUCCUAUAUACGGAGAGAUAGAAGUGAUAGGAAUGCGAUUUCAUUGGCUGACUCAACGUCCUCUAGUCUGGGGGUCAACACGGGGUUAACUAGGUCACAGUCCCUCCGGAACCGAAUACGAAACGGGGAAUUAGAAAGUAGGACAGAGGAGAAAUCCAAUGACUCGGAGGAUAAAGGGGAUAAGGACAGUAGGAGAGAGUCAUCUGCCCUUGCCAGGAGACGACGGAGAAAUGAACGAAGGUCAACAGGAAUUGUUUCCUAUGACAACAAAGAUGAAGAGGAAGAAAAAGACAAAGAAAAGGAAGAGGAGAAUAAAGAACCUGCCGAGGAUAGGAGUUCUGGUCGAUAUGGGCGAUACCCAUCUACGUCGGACGUUUCAGACCGAUACCGACCCAGUUCUUAUUUAGAAACCUCAAAGUCCACAACAGCAAUAGACACAUCCCUAGAUUAUAAAAGAUUAUAUGAAGAUGAAAAAUCUCUUAAUGAACGGUUAAAGCGUGAGCUAGCAGACACAAAAAGAGAGCUACUGGACGCUAAAUCAGAACUGGACAGACUGGUCAAGCGGAGUGAGCUGGCACGGGUAUCAGACACCAACGAAAAAAGAGAAAAGAGGGCUUUAGAAAGAAAAUUAUCUGAAUUAGAGGAAGAAUUAAAGCAAGUGAACAAAAUUAAGGCAGAAAACACCAAACUUAAGGAGGAAAACAGGGCGCUAACCCGAGUUAUUUCCAAACUCUCUAAAUAGAAAAUGGAAGUCCUAAGGGAGGAUAACAAACGUUUAAAAGAAGAAAAUGGUGCAUUGAUCCGGGUCAUAAGCAAGCUGUCCAAAUGAGGACCAGUCAACAGAACCAGUCAAUUAUGUCUAGGCAAUUCUCAGUGCAAUGUAUCAGACUGUUUAUUUUUGUUUUUAUUAUGUGUAUAUCUGCUAUUUGUCUUCCAAAGAUUCAGUUCAGGUUUUUAGUUUAUUGUUGAUGAAUGAACAUGAUGAAAAGCAUAAGUUAAAAAGAUAAUCCUGUUUUCAUUCUACCUAAUUGAAUCAUUUGAAAUACAUUGUUUUGGUCUAUGUAUAUUUUUAGUCUGACAGAAUUCCUUUAAAAAGAAAAUAUUAACAUACCUAUAUUGGUAUAAUGAACAGUGUUCUUUUGAAAAUGGUGUAAUAGAAAAGAUCUGAAAAAUGAAUCAUUCAAAAUAGUUACUACAGAAUGUGGAAUACCUCCCAGAUGUGAAAAAUGUGACUAGUUUCAGUAAUUCUGUGUAAAUCUGCUGUUUAAUGUGCUUGUAUACCCUCGCCACGGCCAGUUGAUCUCGAAGCUUUGAGUGAGUGAAACCAUAGAAAAAAAACUCCACGUCUUUCACAGAUUAGGAGCCUCUGUUAUCACUGUAUGAGCUUGUUGUGUCUGUAAAUAACUAGAGACUCCACACUGUUGAGUGGUCCAUAGAUUUAAUAUAUUUGUUUCUUGUUGAAACUUAUCAUGUCAGAGUUCUAAAGGAGGUGAUUUUUUUUUUUUUUUUUUUUUUUUUUGAAAUAGUGCUUCAUGCUGCCAGAAUCCUAUCAAGUGAACUCUCAGAUUUUUUGUUUGCUUGAGCAAAUGAUUAGUGAAAAGCGUUCCCAAAAUGUACCAAUUUUGUACAAAAUAGGACAUCAGUUUUACUUACCGUAAAGUCUAAAGAUAGAAAACUGUAGAACACAAGAACUUCAAUGUAUCUCUCCAUCUCAGCCUUUCAUAUUUCUGUUUACAUAAGUUUUUUAAGGAUUAGGGCAUUUUCAACAUGUAAUUUUUUUUUUAAUUUUGUUCAACUUAAUACUAGAUUGUCAGUGUACAUCUGUAUGAUCAGCUUAUCUCCACUGUUCAGAUUUCGAUUUCUGUUUUAAAAAUUUCAACUGAGCAUUUUUUUCAAAAGAUUUUUUUUUAUUGAACUUUUGUAGAGGAGUGUUAAUAUGUUAUCUUUGGAAUCUACGAAUAUUUAUGUAACUCAGAUUUGAACUGGUCAGUUGAACAAAAAACCUGGUCACCAUAUGUGUGUAUUGUACCAGAUUCGGGCUAAGCCCUGUUUCUAUUGUGGUGUGCCCACUAUCUGUGUAUUACUUGUUAUAUACUAGUACUCCUCUCAAGAUUUCUUCUCUGAUGUACACACAGAAUUCAAGUGUAUAUUAAUAAACACUGAAUUCAAGUGUAUUUUGAUAAACACAGAAUUCAAGUGUAUAUCAACAAACACAGAAUUCAAAUGUAUUUUAAUAAACACUGAAUUUAAGUGUAUUUUGAUGAACACAGAGUUCAAGUGUAUAUUAAUAAACACUGAAUUCAAGUGUAUUUUGAUAAACACAGAAUUCAAGAGUAUAUUAACAAACACAGAAUUCAGGUGUAUUUUGAUAAAUACAGAAUUCAAGUGUAUUUGAUAAACACAGAAUUCAAGAGUAUUUUGAUAAAGAAAUUCAAGAAAUGUCAUAAAAAUUUAUGUGAAAGAAAUUUUUUUUUUUUUGAAUAGAAAUAACAACAAUGUCCAGACAUAUUUCUUGUUUAUAUAUGUUUGAAAGUUUUAUUUCCUCACCAUUUUUUGAUUGCAAAGAUUGAACAGAAUUUGCAUUAUUUAUAGUAUUUUGAAAAGAGAGCUACAAAAUGUUGAGGGGUCAUUCUAGUUGCAGGAAAUUUUUACACUUCUCCAUGAAAUAAUACAGUAUUUUUUGUUAAGAGUACAUUUUUAGUAUAUUCAUGACUGUAAAAAAAGUUUUAUUAUAUUAUAAAAAAAAAAAAAAGUCCUUUUUUUGUGUGGCAAUUCUAGUACAUGUUUAUAAUAAGUAAAUAUACAGUAUGAUUUCACGUGUACCCCCCAUUGAUGGUAGCGCUAUACCGUGUGUAAUGACUAGACUAACAUAGAGAAAUCUAGAGGGAAUGCUUAACUCUAUAUUUAUAGAAUGGCUGAAUAGUACUAAUUUAUUCCAUGUAUUUAACAGCAGUUAUAUCACGUGACGAGGCUACUGUAAACAAUGGUUCAACAGAAAGUUAUUUUUGUACAUGUUUUAUGAUCCUUGUGUAUUGUAGAUCGGAUUUCUUAAUUUGGUGCUAUAUUUACAACUGGUUUCCAUGGCGGUGUGUGUUGUUAUGUAAAUUUAUUUGUUUUGUGCUUAUGAUAUGGUACUUGCAAUUUCAUCAGUUUUCAGAUAUUUAUUAACUAAAUCUUUUUUCGGAACACAAUUACAGUGUAUAUAUAUAUAAAAAAAUAACUUACUUUUUAUCUUCAAAUUUUGGGGAGGAGGAUGGGGGGGGGGACAGGAUGAAAAGUAUUUAUUUAGCUGGUGCACAUUCAGAAGGUCUUGGAACUGCAUUGUUAGACUUGAAAAGUGUGUUUUAUAUUUAGACCCUGAAUGUCACACUGUUACUUGGCAACAAAUACAUGACAUGAAGUCGAGCACUUUUGGUAGCUUCUUAAUUCUCAGGAUUCAUGUAAAGCACUAGUCAACAUACCUGAAGCAUUUGCUAACAUUACUAUUUGUGACCAUGUAUUAUGUGCUUUGGCUCGUGUCAUGGAUUAGAUCAAAGAGUACAUUGGUACAUGGUACUUUGAAUUGUUUGUACAAUAUGUCUGAGAUGUUUAAUUGCAAUUUGGCAGAUAAGAAAUUGGUUUUUUUGUCCUGAAUCUUGAUGGUGUAAGAUUAUAUAACACAUGAUUGUUGGGUUGAAAACUCACUCAAUUUUAUGUUUAAUAUAGAACGUGAUGAAAAUUAAUUUGUAUGAAUUAUCUGACAAAACAAAUGAGUCCUUAUAUAUACAUGUAUAUUUGAAGUUUCCAAACCAACUAAUGAGAUUAUUAUUUUGUACAUGAUAUUGUUUUUUUUUUCUUGACAUUUUUGAUAGUUACAUUAUAAAAGUCCCUUGCAAUCAAUUCAAAAGUUUUUACAAGACAUUUGAAGUUAGUAACUCUAGAUAUCUUUAGAACAAAUUUUAAAUGCCAUCUGAAGUAUUAGUGUCAUUAAGUUAAAUGAAAUAAAGAGAUAAAUAGUGUUACUAAAUAUUAAAUUCCUGCCUCGUUUCCCUUACUUAAUGCAGAUUCUGUGAAGUACAAUCAAGGUUAAUUUAGCAUUUGACAGAGUUACCUGUAGUUGUACUUAUGGAAUGCUUGCUUUUCAAGGUGACAUGCUGGACCCUGAAUAAGUAGGGAAAUGAUAAUAAUGCAGAAUCGGUUGAUAGCUACAGCCUAUAUUGUUCAUAAAAAGAAAUCUGUAAUGUUAAUUUCAAUAAUGUUCAAUAUCUUUACGUAAACUUAUUAAUUUUUUUUUUUCAAAUGAUAGGAAAGGAAAUUUGACAACUCUUUUGCUUGGUAACUUCACAAAUAUGGGACAUUCCAUUUGACUAUGAUCACUAAUUUAUCAUAAAGUUAUUCAAAUACUGCUUUGCCUUUUGUUAACUCAUUUGAUCUGUUUUCUACAUUCGGCACAUUUUGCAAGGUGUUAAAUGAGGGAAGUUGUACCCUGGUACAUUCAUUAAUGAUACGCUUUGAAAAUGGUGUCAUGUUCAGAUGACAUGUUGGUUCUGAAGUUUGUAGAAAACAGAUAAAUUAUGUAAAUAUUUAAUAUUAACAGCGACAAUAUGAUAAAAACUGAAUGGUACAUGUAUGUAUAUUAAAUAGAGUUAUUGCCCUUGGACUUUCAGUUGGCUAGAUUUAAAAGCUUUCAAAGGAGAUGUGAAAGAUGUGUUGUCCUGUAACGAGAAUGGACAUUUUUAAAGCAGAUUCUUGCCUUUAUCAAUUUACAAGACAUAUCAGUUUAUACAUAAGUAUCUCAUUUUAAUUGUUUAUAAACACACUGACAAGUGUUAUUAUCAUACUGUUAAGAUUUUUGUCUGUGGGUCAGUGCCAUGGAAAUGACCCCUGACCUCAGUCUAAACAAAUGGAAUGCUCUUGUUGCCUGGGUGACAUGUUGGACCCAGGUUGUGUUUAUAAAUGAUCUGCAUUUUCUGUGGUUUACAUUGAUUUUAUUUUGGUUAUGAUGAAUGUGUGAGAAAAUUGUAUGUUUAUUUUGUUUGAAGAAAUGCAUUUCACAGAUUUUAUAUCAAAUAAUUACGUCUUUCAGUAGGAUAGUAGCUAGAUUUUACGUAUUAAUGCUCAUGUGGAUGAAGAUGUUGCUGUGGAAACCAUUAUUUUUGUGCUAGUAUUUCAGACACAAGGAUUAAACUGAACGUGUACAAAGAGGAUUUUGUUGAGUCUGUUGCUAUGGUUAUUUGUCACGUGACCAAUGGUUGAUAUUGUGUAUGAAUCACAAUGGUUUUCUGAUAUUUAUCAGUAUGUUGUGAGAUAUAAACUUUAUAUGAACCUGACUGAAUGAUUAGAUAUCAUAGCUGUAAAACUACUUAAUAAAAUGAAUUAUUAAAGUC